GAGUUUGGGAAAGAAUGUGAGGAAUUCAUUUCCUGUUCUGCAGCUAUGUAGCCAGUGCAGUAAUGGCCGAGCCUGAACAAACUGUGGUCUGUGGAAACAUGAAGAAGCUGCGCGGACUCCUGGACCGUCACCUCCAGGACCUCUGAGGAGGAGGUGGCAAACAGAGAGGCCAUCAUGGCCGAGCCUCUCCUGAAGAGGACCCUCUCCAGGCUGAGAGGCAAGGAUAGAACCAGGAGGAAGACGGAGCCCAAAGGAAGCGGCAGCGUCUAGCAUCGAGGCCAGAGCAUUUCUUACAGAGCCACAGAUCAGGACUGACCUGCAGCACCACAGCAGAUUCAAGCUUCAUGGCACCAGAUGCUCCAGUGAAGCCAAACACAAUCAUCCAGUCAUCAUCAUCAUCAUCAACAUCAUCAAUGUUGAUGACCACAACAACCAGUCCCGAUCCUCCUUUCCCAUCACACAACCACAUUACAGUUGCUAAGAAACAGCAGUGGGCACGGCAGGGGUCUGUGGUUUCACCCUGCCUGGCCCCAGCAUCCACCCCAAGAAUGUGUGACCAGGAACAGCUCUCCAUUAGAUCCCACCAUACAGCUGGGCGGCUGACACCCAACGAGUGUCAGGCAGAGCAGUGUGAGGACAGGACGUGCACCCGUCUGGCCUGGGACCUGAGCAGCAGCCCAUGCACUGCUGUGACUAUGACCAAACAGCAGGAAGGCCUCCAGCCAGCAGGAGGCUGCCCCCAUGUCGCCAGCACACCUGGACAUACCAAGCUAUUUGGGCAGCGCACCUACCUACAGAGCCUAGAUCGCAGCAGCCGAGCCUGGGUGCUGUCUGGAAAGGCUCAGGUUUCAGAUGAGGCUAGUGGUGCACAGGAGGAAAGUGGAAGCAACAUUUGGUACAACCCAAUCCCAGAAGAGGAGGAUCCAGGUCCCUGCAGGGAGGAGGUCAUAUGGAGGAGGAGGAAUGACACAGAGGAGGAAGGAGUGUCAAAGGCAGCGGAGUCAGAAGAGUCCAGAACAGAACAUCAGGGUCUGUGGAUUGGGUCAUCAGAAGGCGGCGGUCCACAGGAGGGAACCGAUCCAAAUCUCAACAGCAAUAUCGAAAAGAUCGGAGCAGAAAACACAGACUCCAGCCCUACCUCCCAAAAGAAAGGGGCCAGGGCUAGCAGUGUAAUGCACAGGCUAAGGUCUCCUGGUACUGUCAGGAAACUGUCCCUGAAGAUGAAAAAACUUCCCGAGCUGCGGCGUAAACUCAGCCUUCGCUCGUCCUCUCGAGCUCAUCAACAGGAAAACGAGUCCAGCACCAAAACUGUGGCAGCAUCAUCAUUGUCCAACCAGAACGUGAUCAGCAGAUACCACCUGGACACCUCUGCAGCCCCAGCACGACCCCUGCGGCAAUCCUCUAGAGGACGGUCCGCCAGCAAAGGGGGUUACCUUAGUGAUGGAGACUCUCCUGAGCUUCUGCCACGCCAACAACCCCAUCAACCUGCAACCUCCCAGGAGGCGGCUUCUGACUUUGGUUCCUUCAGGCUGUACGCAGGCUGUGACCCUCCUCGAUGCAGCCAGCGUGUGACGGGUUUACUCACGGUCCAUCUGCUGGGCUUAGAGGAGAUGAAGGUCAACCGGUCCGAAGGAUCGAAGGAGAUCUUCUUGGUGAUCCAGAUUGACGGCGCUACGAGAGCAAGGACCGCCCUGCUGACCCUGAGAGGCUCGGUUCUGCCACUAAACCACACCUUUCACCUGGAGCUGGAGAGAGCACAGCAGCUCCGCAUAGUGGUGUUAACACCAGGUGUUACUGGUUUUUCUGUCUCUGCACCCAGUCUUUCAACAGCACAAGGCUCAAAGCCAGAGGCUUCAGGGGGACCGUCCAGGAACAGGGUCUGUUGUUUGGGUGAACUCGCCAUUCCUCCACUCUUUAAAGGUAGUCGUAGUCAGCAGCUCUGCGUGAAGCUGGAGCCCAGAGGACUUCUCUAUGUCAAACUGUCUCUGCAGGAGAAAUGGGACACACAGCCCAACAGUGACAGUUCAGCACCUUCAAAUGUGUUUGGUGUUGAACUACACCUCCUGGUGCAGAAGGAAGGAUGUGCAGCUCCAGUCCCUCUACUAAUCCAGAAAUGUGUGGCAGAAAUAGAGCGACGAGGUCUAAAGAUGGUGGGCCUGUACCGACUGUGUGGUUCUGCAGCGGUAAAGAAGGAGCUCCGUGACUGGUUUGAAAGGAACAGUUCAGCUGUCUGCCUCCAUGAGGAUCUCUACCCCGACAUCAACGUCAUUACAGGGAUCCUGAAGGACUACCUGCGGGAGCUCCCCUCUCCACUCAUUACCAACACUCUGUACCAUGUGGUCAUGGAGGCCAUGAUCCUAAGACCUCCUCCUGCAAACCCUGACCCACAGCUGGCCCAGAGGACUGUGGUGCUGCUGGACUGUCUGCCCCUCCCAGAAAGGACCACCCUGUGUAUCCUCCUGGACCACCUCAGCCUGGUAGCAUCGUUCAGCCCCUCAAACAGGAUGACACACCAGAACCUCGCUGUCUGCUUUGGUCCUGUGCUCCUCACACCGACUCAGGAUGCCUGGAGGGGUGGAGCCAAAGGCAAUGAAGACAUAACAAAUGCUGUGGAUUUCAAACGACACAUCGAGGUGUUGCACUACCUUCUGCAGUUGUGGCCAGUGCCGACCCAUCGAGUGCCCACUGAGGACAGCAUCGGCGUCUCCUCUCUGCCCUCCACCUCCGUCCUCCCCCUCAAUUUUCAGCAGCAGCAUCGCCUUCCUGCACUGUGCUUGGCUGUGGACCAGGAUCCAGAGGAGGAGGUGGUAGUGUCACGUCGGGGUCGAGGCAGCGGGGCCCGGCUUGAGAGCCCACCGCCAAUCAACAGGUAUGCUGGAGACUGGAGCAUCUGUAGAGAAGACCUAGUGUGUGGACAGGAGGCGGACUACGACGAGGUUGCUGGAAGUGAGAGCGAUGCAGGGAGUGACGAUGAAGAGGAGGAGGAGAAGAAGGUGUGGUCCUCAGGUGGAGCAGGUCUGUACAUGGACGACUUCAUGGACUUUGAAGCACCGUUUAACUGUCGACUCAGCCUAAAGGAUUUUGACACUCUGAUCCAUGACCUGGACCGAGAGCUGGCCAAACAGAUCAACAUCUGUCUGUAGGACCUGUAGGAUAAGUGAAAAAUUCAAUAUGAGAAAUGCAACCAAAGAAAUCUUUAUAGUUAUAACAUGACGUGACUCAGACUUAAGUCAAACGUUAUGUUUAAUUCUUCGGAUCAGUGUCUGAAUUCAGUAACUAGUUUACCAGUAAAACUGUCAGAGGUUUGUUUGUUUGGAGCCUUCAACUUCAGUUUGUGCCAAAAAAUCCAACUCACAUAUUUAUUCAGAUUUGUGUGUUAACAGUUGUGAAGGAUGCUUUUCUAUGAAAGAAGUGCAGGAACAUGAACCACACUGCUGGUUCUUCCAUAGUUCAUGGGGAUCAGGGUCAUGUUAGGAUGUUUACACUUUUAAGCCAUAUUUUUACUUACUACUUUACUUACUGUACCAACUACAUCAUGUUGGUGUGUGAUUUAGAUUCUAAUACUAAAAAAAUACACAGUUUACGUCCAGAAAAUCAAAAAAGGAAAAUAUUCCAUAACUACUUAUGAUAAAACUGGCCUUUAUCUUGAUUGAAAGUGUUUUUUAAUGAUUCUUUGGUGAAAGUUUGAAGUUUGUAAUUGCAGUAUAAGAUCCAGACCCACCUGUGAAAAAUUAGGUUUUACUGUACAUACAUUCAUAGAGACUUUCUAUAAAAAUAAUAAGUCCCCAUGAAAGCAAAGUUUAAACUUAUGGUAUGACCACCACAUACAUCUCUGCGGACCUUAGACCACUCCCUGGGUGAGUGGCCAGUCUUAUUGUAUUGUAUAGUAUUGUUGUAGCUUGAGCAGCGCACUGCCCCCUGCAGGUCAUGAGAUGUGUUGCAGGUCCACGUCUGUCAGUCCUGCAGGUUCUGUUGGUCUUGCAGGUGUGAAGCUGCUGAAUUUUAUUUUCAUGGUACGGUAUUAAUGGAGAAGCAGUAGAUGGACCAGACCACACUCACAGUGUUUGACAGUAUUAAUUUGAUUUGCACAACCUUCGUUAGCACUUGUGUUUUCUGUUGACGAUGUUUCUAUGCAGAUUUUGUAACCAAAGUGUUGAAGCACAUUUUUUGUUUAAGCAGACCACAUCAGGGGUUCUGUUUGAUUUAUUAACCUUAACAGCUAUUAAACACUUUUAUUCUCAACA
Messenger RNA from Betta splendens (Siamese fighting fish), 4244 nucleotides. Its product is annotated as rho GTPase-activating protein SYDE1. The record is from RefSeq and is a predicted model, not a curated record. Bases 345 to 3143 code for a protein of 932 amino acids. Gene Ontology annotation, biological process: signal transduction. NCBI's taxonomy places the organism in Eukaryota, Metazoa, Chordata, Actinopteri, Anabantiformes, Osphronemidae. The transcript has 15 exons.